CUACUAACAAACGUCGGUGCAUAUCCUUGCUAUCACGUAGGCUAUAAAUUAAGGCACACCAUCUAGAACUAGAGACCAUAUAUUCAAGACGAAAAAUGAAGCUUUUAACAUACAAAGACACAUUUGCUGCUCUUCUAGCGGCCUUAGCCGGCUUCCUAGUAGUCCAUUGGCAACGCGCCCGCAUGAGGCCUGCAUCGGCGCCGCCCCUCGGCACGAACUGGCCGGUGAUCGGGAUGCUGCCGACGCUCAUCUGCCAAAUGGUGAACUUCCACGACUACCUGGCCGAGCGACUAAUCAAACACGGCGGCACGGUGGAGAUGCAAGGGCCGUGGUUCUCCGACAUGGACAGCAUCAUCACCAGCGACCCGGCCAACAUCCGACACAUAAUGAGCGGCAACUUCAGGAACUAUCCCAAGGGUCCCAUCAUGAAGGAGAUCUUCGAGCCGCUCGGCCCCAAUGGGAUCUUCGCCGUGGACGGCGAGUCGUGGGUUUUCCAGAGGAAGACGCUCCAGCUACUCAUGUAAAAACAAAAGGUACAGGUUAUUAAUGGAGAAGGCAGCCCAUGACAAGUUGGAGAAUGGGAUCUUUCCCGUUCUCGAUCACCUGGCUGAUAAUGAGUCCAAAAUUGUAGAUCUACAAGAUGUGUUUCAGAGGUUCACAUUCGAUGUUAUUUGCAUGACGGUGUUGGGAUAUAAUCCGAGUUCUCUAAACAUCGACCUACAAGAUGUCCCACUAGCAAAAGCUUUCGACGAUAUAGAUAAAGGCAUGUUCGAACGACACGUCGUCCCCGAGACGAUGUGGAAGCUCCAGAGGUUGCUUGGCCUCGGAGCGGAGAAGCGGUUGGCGGUAGCCACCGAAAGAUUCGACAAGUUUCUCUAUGAUUUCAUCUCCUCCAGACGGGAAAAAAUCGUUAGACAACAGACAAGGAUGGACAAAGAAGAAUCAGUCGACCUACUCACGGCUCACAUCGAGGGAGAGACGAGAAAGGAGGACGUCGUCGAAUAUUCCACAUUCAAGGACGACAAGUUGUUGCGUGACAUGGUCAUUAAUCUGUUGGCGGCGGGUAGAAGCACAAUAGCUGUUGCCCUGGUUUGGUUCUUCUGGAGCAUGGCCAACAAUCCACGUGUCGAGAGCAAGGUCCUAGCCGAGCUCGCCGCCAAUCCACCGGCGGCACAUCAUUCCGACCACUCGUCAUGUCGACGUCGACAGAGCCGCCUUUACCGUGAGGAAGAAGUAAACCGCUUGGUUUAUUUGCAUGCAACGGUUGCGGAGACCUUGAGGCUGUACACGCCCACGCCAAUGAACCACAAGUGGGCAAGGGAGACAGACGUGUUGCCCAGUGGCCAUCGUGUGAGAGCAAAGACGAGGAUUUUCGUCUCGAUGUAUGCCAUGGGUAGAAUGAAAGGUAUAUGGGGUGAAGAUUGCAGAGAAUUUAAGCCGGAGAGGUGGAUAACUGAAAGAGGAGGGAUUCGGUACGUGCCGUCACAUCAAUUCACCACAUUUAGCGGAGGGCCAAGGAGUUGUCUGGGCAAGGAAGUGAGCUUGAUUCAGUUGAAGAUGGUGGUGGCUGCCAUCCUGUGGAGGUAUAAGUUCCAAGUGGUGGAAGGUCAUCGUGUUUCUUAUACCAUGUCGACAGUGCUCCAAAUGGAAAACGAACUCCGAGUUAGCGUCUCUCGGCGAUCGACUUGACUAUAUGUUUUGGGCCGGGGGUUCAGGAAACCCUAGCUAGCUUGCGCCAACUUCUUGGUUGGUUAUCACUAAGUGUACUAUUAUAUUGCAGUAAAAGAGUUGUUUGGUUUGGUUAUUACUACCUCUCGUGUUAAUUUCACCGGUAUUCCUUUGUCUUUGAAUGUACCCUUCUACUCGUAUUUUAGAUAAGUACUUUAAAAAAAAAAAACAGUUGAGUGUUUGUCUGUAAAAUUAUUAAAAGUGCUUUUUAAUAUGAGAGAUUAUGUAAAAUGACACUUAUAAUAUAAAAUAUGAAUAAAAAUUAUAAACAAUAAAAAGUAGUUAAAAUGGAUCUUGUUAGAUUUCUUUUGUAUUAAAUAAUAUAAUUUUAUAAUUUAUUUUAUUUUUAAAAUGAUAUAAAUGAAGGGAAAAUAUAUUUUCUGAAAUAAAAUUAAAAUAUGGUAAGG
Linum tenue is the source of this 2135-nucleotide messenger RNA. The record is from the annotation of a GenBank genome assembly. NCBI's taxonomy places the organism in Eukaryota, Viridiplantae, Streptophyta, Magnoliopsida, Malpighiales, Linaceae.